UUUGAUGAAUCAGUGAGAUUUUCGCUAUAGUUUUAUUUAUUAUCUAUCCAGUCUUGUCGAGAGGUGUUAUCUAAGCAUUAGUCAUUGCGACAUCUAUAAAAUAAAUAAGAUGAAGUUGUAUAGUGAGAAUAGCUGCUAUUCGAACAAGAGCUCCGGACAAUGAGUAAUCAGCACAUAAACCCAACGGUGCGGCCGGUGGAUCCGUUCGAUCCUCAAGAAGACGCGAGAUGUUUGAAGAAGGCUAUGAAAGGUUUAGGUACCGACGAGAAGAGUUUGACCAAUAUUUUAUCGAAGAGAAGCUACGAGCAGCGGAUGGAAAUCAACGUGUAUUACAAGACGAUGUACGGAAAGGAUCUGCAGCAGGAUUUGCAGGACGAGACGAGCGGUCAUUACAGGGAUGCGCUCAUUGCGUUGGUCACGCCGCUCCCCUGCUACUACGCGAAGGAACUGAACGACUCCCUGAGGGGUAUCUGCACGAACGAGGAUGUCCUAAUUGAAAUACUGGCGACGCUGACAAAUAAUCAACUGAAAGCGGUGAGGAACGCUUACGUGAAAAAUUACGGAAAGGACUUGGAGAGCGACAUAAUUGGUGACACCUCGGGAACGUUUAGAAGGCUAUUAGUAGCACUGAACAAUGCUGGAAGGGAUGAAAGUAGUGUAAUUGAUAUGAGCGCAGUCGAGCGAGAUGCUAAAGCCCUAUACAACGCAGGUGCUAAACGUUUGGGAACAGACGAAGACGAAUUCAUCCAGAUCUUCUGCCAGAGAAGUUACGAGCAUUUGAGGGUCGUCUUCGAGCAGUACAAAAUACUUUCAGGCAAAGAAAUUGAGCAGAGUAUAAAGAGCGAAUUCUCGGGAGAUUCGAAGGAAUGUCUUCUGGCAAUCGCGAGGCACGUGCUGUGUCCAUCUUUGCACUUUGCAAAGAGAAUUCGCGGCGCAUUUAAACUGCUGACGACAAAACAUAACCAACUGAUACGGUUUAUUGUUACCAGGAGUAGUAUCGAUAUGGCAGACGUGAAAAUCGAUUACAAAACGAAAUACGGACACAAUCUCGAAAAGGACAUCAAAAAAUACUCUGGAGGUGAUUACAGCAAACUAUUGCUCGCCCUUAUUGCCGAAAAUUAAGUGGAAAAGAAAAUGGA
This is a messenger RNA of Nicrophorus vespilloides, 1139 nucleotides long. RefSeq names its product annexin B9-like. The coding region runs from base 160 to 1122 and encodes 320 amino acids. Gene Ontology annotation, cellular component: cytoplasm. NCBI's taxonomy places the organism in Eukaryota, Metazoa, Arthropoda, Insecta, Coleoptera, Silphidae. Gene Ontology annotation, molecular function: calcium ion binding; calcium-dependent phospholipid binding. The record is from RefSeq and is a predicted model, not a curated record. The transcript has 6 exons.